Messenger RNA from Onthophagus taurus, 2436 nucleotides. RefSeq names its product acylamino-acid-releasing enzyme. The record is from RefSeq and is a predicted model, not a curated record. Gene Ontology annotation, molecular function: serine-type endopeptidase activity. NCBI's taxonomy places the organism in Eukaryota, Metazoa, Arthropoda, Insecta, Coleoptera, Scarabaeidae. Gene Ontology annotation, biological process: proteolysis.
AAAUGUAUUAAAACAAAGACAGAAAAAAAAAAGAAAAUAUUUGUGGGUUAUGCAAGAAAUUAAAUAACACUUUAGAGAUUGCGUGUGAAUGAGGCUAAAAUACCUGAAGAGCGGUAAUAUAUAUAUUCAUCGCUAUGUAAAUGAAAGCGUUAUCUCGGUGUAGAUAAGAGUUAAAAUGUCUUCUACUAAGGUGGAUAAAAUUGUUAAAACAUAUCGAUCAUUAUCACAAAUACCUGCAUUAGCUGGAGCUAGACUUUCCAAUAAUGGUACAAUUAUUAAAUCAGUGUGGACUCAAAGAAACUUGGAUAAAGGGAAAAGUACAAAAUUUCAACGAAUGCACAUUUUGCAAAAUUUUGUGAAAAUUGCUGAGGUUCCACCAGUUGAUAUAAGCUCCGAAUUAAUGAGAAGUACAUCAAAAUCAGAAAAAUUUCAAUGUGUGGUACGAGAAAAUGAUGGGAAACAAUAUUUGGAGAUAUGGACUAGUGAUAAUUUAUCUAGAUGUGUUGAUUUAAAGGCUUUGGACAUUCAUGGAGAUAUUUACACUGAUGGUGAAUUUGGAUCUUUGGAAUUUUCCCCUGAUGAAAAGAAAGUGAUUUAUGUUGCCGAAUUAAAACCACCUAAAACUGAGCCCUUUAUAAAACGAAAAAAUCCAGAUAAACCUGAAAACAAUGGUGAUGCAUCAAAUACCAAAGAUGAAGUUAUAAAAGGUCAAGAAUAUGUAUUUCGUCAGGAUUGGGGCGAACAAUUAGUCAAUAAAAAGCAGUCUACUUUAGUCCAAUAUGAUAUUGAGUCGGAUAAAUUCGAUGUAAUCAAAGGAAUACCGGACGGAGUUUGUCCAGCAAAGCCAAUUUGGACUGAAAAUGGAAAAUCUAUUGUUGGAAUUGCUUAUAAGUCUGAACCAAGAAAAUUGGGCCUUAUUUAUUGUACAAAUAGAUUAAGUACCGUUUUUCAAAUUGAUUUUGAAGAAAAUUAUGUUGAAUUGAAUUUAGAAAAUAAGUCUAUAAAAGAACCCCGUUUAACACCAGACGGACUAACAUUAAUCUGGUUACAAAGAUCUGCAAAUGGACCACAUGCGGCAUGUAUGAGUCUUAUGAAAACUAAUUUUCCCAUCACUUCCGACUCUGCUAUUGAUAAUGUAGUUGACAUUGUUCCAAAUCAAAUUGAUAUCGAUAAUAACCGUAUUUUUUAUGGUUUAUACAAUCAAGGAUUUCCAAAUAGAUGUUGGGCUUCAAAUAGAAGAGUUUUACUUUCUACAAAUCAACAAAAUACAAUUGAUUCUUAUGUAAUUAAUAUAGAUACUGGCUGUAUUACUAAAUUAGAAGGAAAUGAUGGAAGUUUAAUAAUUUUGGAUGUUCAAGAUGAUGUUGUAUUAGCUUCAUGGAGAAAUAUACGGCAAAAAGAUAUUUUGGUUAUAGGAAAAAUCCCGGAAACUGAGGAAUUUUCAAUCAACUGGGAAGAAUUAACUGAUGUAACUGUGAUUAAUGGAUUAGAACCUUAUAAUUUUGAAUAUUUGGAUGUUGUUCAACCAGGAGAUGAUAUCAUAAGUAAGAACUCAACUGCGAUAUAUUUUGGUCCACAAUCCGCUCAAGAAAACUCAUAUCCUCUCAUAGUUUGGCCGCACGGAGGCCCUCAUAGUGCAUUUGCAAAUUAUUUCUUUUUGGAAGCCGGAUUAUUCGCUUCUUUAGGUUACGCAAUGCUUUUUAUAAACUACCGUGGAUCCAUCGGUACCGGACAAACAUCCGUCGACUUCCUUUUGGGCCGAGUUGGAAUUAGCGAUGUGGCCGAUUGCAUUUCCGCCACAGAAAAAAUUCUCGAAAAACACCAAUUUUUAAACAAAGAAAAAGUCGUUUUAAUGGGCGGAUCUCAUGGAGGAUUUUUAGUAACCCACCUCAGCGGUCAACGUCCCGAUAUGUUUAAAGCGGUCGUCGCUCGGAAUCCCGUUAUUGAUAUUGCUUCAAUGAGUGUUAUUAGCGACAUUCCCGAUUGGUGUUAUGUAGAGGCCGGUUAUGAUUAUAAUCAAAUUGGCGAGCCUGAUCAUAAGAUUUUAUUGAGAAUGAGAGAAUUAUCGCCAAUUAUGCAUGCGCAUAAAGUAAAAGCUCCAACGUUGCUACAAAUUGGUUCGAAAGAUUUAAGAGUUCCUAUGCAUCAAGCUUUGGAGUAUUAUUAUAGGUUAAAAAGUAAUGGAAUAAAAGUCAAAAUGAAUUUGUAUGAUGAUAACCAUCCUUUGGGUAAUGUUACCAAUGAAGUGGAUAAUUUAAUCAAUGGAGCAUUAUGGUUUGAAGAACACAUCAAUGGGACGUUGUAAGUGGAAACAAAGAUCAUUAUAAUAAUUUUUUAUUCUAAUAAGAUUUGAAAGAAAGUAGCAUUUAUAUCAAGUUAGUUUUAUGUUUCUUGUAAAGCAUUAAUUAAAAUUAAAUAAAAAGAAAUUAAAAAAUA